AUGACGACUAAAAAAUCCUUGCUCGACGGAAUUCGAUAUCAUAUGAUGAAGUUUUCUCAGCCUCAAGUAUCUGACAACUCCGUGGAUCCUACUGAUCAAACCGAAUUCGCUCGACCAGUGACGUUGCACAGAAGAGACGCUCGACAGCCCCAUCCAGGAAGAGCCGUCAAAGAGGAAGAACCCGAGCUACCGCCAGUCGACGAGAAAGAGGUCGAAAGACUAGCCCAGAUCAAGGCGGAACGAGAAGCUCAGCGUGCCAUAGAUCAAGCCAAAAUCGCGCCGGUAGCCAAGGAAAUUCAGCCCAAACGACCUAAAAAACAAAAGGAAGAAAAAACCAUGUUCAAUCGAGCUCCCAAGACUGACGCUGCCAAAAAGGAGUCAGAUAUUCGCUACGAGGAAGCCUUGCCAUGGCAUCUUGAAGAUGCUGAUGGGAAGAACGUGUGGGUGGGAAACUAUGUCGCGGCGCUUUCCGAGGCCAACGUUGCCUUUAUGAUUGAUAAAUCCGUCUUUCGUAUGGUGCCUUUGGAAAAGUGGUACAAGUUCACCUCCAAACCGCCGUUCCAACCCUUUACCAUUGAUCAGGCCGAAGCGUUUAUGAACAGAAAGGUGGAUGUUGGGAGGUGGGUGAUGAAAGACGAGGAAAAGAAAAUGGGACAAAACGAUCUAGAAGCGACCCGAAAGCUACUCUAUGGACGUGGUCAAAUGAUCAAAGCCGAAAGCGAUACUUUCAAGGCAGCGUCGCGUUCAGAGAAACUUGACCACGACGAGCUAGAUGUAUCCGGGGACGAGUUUCAAGACGAUGAUGAGACGCCCUAUCUUGAACGCAUGGACGACGACGAUGCCAAGGAGUCCAAGGAGCGCAUACGCCGCGAGCAAUUGGGGGCAAACUUGUUUGGAGACGGUGACGAGCGGGGAGUUGACAAGGAGCUUCAAGAGCAAUUGCGAGAGGAACUGGAACGACAAAAAUAUGGCAAGAGUACGAAGAAGGCCCUGAUUAAGCGGGAUCGAGAAGACAUUUACGCAAGCGAUGAUUCUGAAGACAAACCUUGGAGCAGUUCGUCUGACGAAGAAUCAAGUGACGACGAGGAAGACGACAAGAAAGAUGGAGAUGCCAAAGAGGCUCACGGCGAUUCAAAAGACAAGACGAAAGCGGCAGUGAACCCCAAGGGAUCGUCGACGCCACAGGGCAAGCAGAAACAAAGUGACCUCGCGAAGCCCACGAAAUCCUUGAAAAGAGCUGGGUCACCAACUCUGUCUGAAUCGAGCGGAAAUGAGUCGAGUCGCAAAAAGAUGAAGAAAACUCCCGCAACAACCUCCAUGAACCAGAUGGGCACAUCUUCCUCCCAAUCCAACAGCGCGGCUCGCCGAAGCAAGGGCAGCCACGGGCCCGGCAGCGACGGAGAAGCAACGGGUGCAGAGAUGUCGGACAGUUCGUUUGUUCCGAGGAAGCCGGUCAAGUUAAUGGGCGGCAGUGGCCGAGGGACGCCAUCAGCAUCAAGAGCUGGUAGCCCUAAUCCCACCCCUUCAGCUGCUUCCCCCAACGCCCAAACCAACGCCGGAAUUGAGUCGUGGGAAAUCCUGGAAAAGAUUCCGCCCGACGGCAUCUCCCUGCAAGAUCUCGUGAAGCAGUUUCACGGCCGGGUGGGUGAUCGUCCCGGCCAAAUGAACAAGGGCGACUGGAUCAAGUUGGUGAAGCAGUUGUGCGACUAUGGGUCUGAUAAACGGCUGCGUCGCCGCAGGUAG
Messenger RNA from Ustilaginoidea virens, 1743 nucleotides. RefSeq lists its product as uncharacterized. Gene Ontology annotation, cellular component: transcription factor TFIIF complex; nucleus. Bases 1 to 1743 code for a protein of 580 amino acids. Gene Ontology annotation, molecular function: TFIIF-class transcription factor complex binding; RNA polymerase II general transcription initiation factor activity; DNA binding. Lineage: Eukaryota; Fungi; Ascomycota; Sordariomycetes; Hypocreales; Clavicipitaceae. The transcript is spliced from 3 exons. The record is from RefSeq and is a predicted model, not a curated record. Gene Ontology annotation, biological process: positive regulation of transcription elongation by RNA polymerase II; transcription initiation at RNA polymerase II promoter.